Messenger RNA from Biomphalaria glabrata, 1900 nucleotides. RefSeq lists its product as uncharacterized. The coding region runs from base 132 to 905 and encodes 257 amino acids. Lineage: Eukaryota; Metazoa; Mollusca; Gastropoda; Planorbidae. The record is from RefSeq and is a predicted model, not a curated record. Gene Ontology annotation, biological process: regulation of apoptotic process; signal transduction. The transcript is spliced from 7 exons.
GAAAAUCCGAUUUGUAGUGUUCACGCUGCCAUUUUGGUUUUAAUUGUCUUAGAAGAAGCUUAGAAUAUUAGCGUGUUCAAUAAAUUUAUAAACAAAGUCUUAACAGGAAUAACAGUGAUAGCACAACAAACAUGCCACCAAGGGGUAAAUUAAAACAGCAAGAUGAUCUCCGUCUCCGAAAAAAUCACCUUUUAUUGAAGAAUGAAUUAGACGCCUUGAAGAUCACGGACUUUCUGUAUGAAAAGGAUAUAUUAGACAGAGAUGAUAUUGAAAGAAUCGAGUCAGGAAGGACUACGAUGGAAAGAAAUGAAAUUCUAUUGAGAAGAAUAUCAAACAUAGGUCCGGAAGGUGCCUUUGACAUAUUUUUAGACUCCCUGAAAGAAGAUUAUAAGCAUCUGUAUGAUGCACUAGUUAAAGAACCCACUACACAUGAUCAAAAAGCCGUCGAGGAAAGCCAUUGUGCUACAUCAAAUGCAACAGGAGGAAAUGAUCGGCAUAUAAUGAUUAGCUACUGCCACGCUGAUAAAGAGAUUGUACACAAAAUCUACCACAGCCUUCAAAGUCUAGGCUACAACUUGUGGAUAGAUAAAGAGAAGAUGGAAAUAAAUGUGUUCGAGAGUAUGUCUCAAGCUGUUGAGGAUUCUUCGAUUGUUAUUAUGUGCAUCUCUCAGAAAUACAAAGAUAGCGCCUACUGCAAAAUGGAAGCGGAAUAUACCUCGAAUCUAAAAAAAGACUACCUCAUAGUGAAAGUGACACCGAACUACAAACCAGACGGUUGGCUCGGGUUGAUGCUAGGUCAAAAGUUAUACUUUGAUUUCUGUGGCAGGAGUCCAUAUGACACCGUGAUGCAGGAGCUAGUUAAACAGAUUGAAGUCAUAACAAGGAAACAGAGCUCAAGUUCUUGAUGUGUCGAGAGAUUGAAGGGGAAUCAUUAGGUCAUACACCUCGUUUCUUGUAAUAUUGAUCGUAUAGUGUUGCAUUAACUCUUUCUCUCCUAACUGACGAUACCAACGUUGAUUCUACCAGAAUGUGGUAAAUAAUUACGGAGAGAAAGAGUUAAUCAACUGGAGAUCUUGGAGUAUUUUUUCCCAUGCUGAUGUAGCCUUUUUUGUUUUUGUCACGCUAUUUGAAGACCUAUGUAUUGAGCUAGUCCAUCGUCCAAACGCAACGUAGAUUUAUAGGUUAAUAAUUUCGUUAUUUUAGAUAGUGCCCAGAGCAACUCUGUCUGUCUGUUAAUAUGUCUGUCUGGAUUCUUGUACACUUUUUUUUUUCCUGCACUUCCCACUCUUGGAUCCAGUUGAAACUUUCCACAAUUAUUAUAUAUAUUUAUAGCUUUUAUACAGUGCUACUUUCAUGCUUAUAGCAUGUUCAGGGCGCUUUGGUCCAAUCUCAUUAGUGGACCAGUGGGGGGGGGGGAGGGGUAUCUAGGAGUUAGUUUUCCGCGCUGCCUUUAGGCGCUCAGUAAACACAACUCUGUGUGUCGAACCUCGAGCCCUCUUCUAGGUAGCCAAGCCAAGCCAAGUUCAAGCGCACUUAGCCUCUCGACCACGCUUCCCCAUGUCAAUGAAAAAAACAUGAAUCAAUCGAAAGAUAAACCGAUUAGUUAAUUCAUUGGUGGCAAAUAAUUAAUUUUGUUUGAUAUAUAGUAAAGGAAAUUAAUAUUACAGUAUUGAGAGAUAUGACAUAAAAAGUGCAGUUAUUUCCCUAAGAUAAGCUUUAUCUUUAAAAUUUGUUUUAAAUUGUAUAUAAUACACAGUAGAAGUUACUCACUAUGUAUAUGCAUUCUUAUACCAAUCAUUGAGAGACUGUUUGUAUGUAUCAGUCUCUGAGAAGAGACCAAGAAUUCAUCUAUGUUGAACUUAAGAAGCUUCAUUUAAUAAAAGUUUUAUUAUUCCUUGUA